UCUUUUUGCCAGCAAAACAUUGCUCAAUGCUCAUAGCUCGUGUUGUAUUCGUAUAAUUUGAAAUUCGUUUUCUUAUCUGAACUAACAAUGAACUUUAUUUACUAAUAUCACUCGCUCGAAACAAGAUAGAAUUGAAAUAUACGAGUAGGUGGCCGUCAUUACGAUACAAUGUCGUCUACGUUUGCCGGAUUCAGUGAAGAAGAUUUGAAGCGGAUAAAGUCUGUGGAGACAGGCUCAAACAUCGAAUCUAAAGUCACAACUAACAUCAAGAAGGCCCAAAUUGGUGUGAAGCAGAAAAGGGCAACUAAUCAAUACAAAUUACCUCUACAAAAACAGAGUUCGGAUGAAGCUAUAGAUGUAAUGUUCGAUAAAUGCCGGCUCAGUUUAAAAAACAAACCAAUCACAGAGUAUAACAAUAAUGAGUCAAGUGAUUUAGACAAUAUCAGCACAAGCACCAUUGACUUAAACAACGAGGAUGAUGUCUCCGGUGGAGAAGCUAAUGACAUAGACGAAAAAGAUUCUAAAACUGAUGCGAUGGAAAACCAUUUGGAUAGUAGGAAAAGCAGUACAGGCGUUACACCGGAUUUGGUGAGGAGUGUAGAUAAUUACACGGAAGAUGAGUUGGCGGCGCACGGUGCGAAGUUGGAGGAGUUGCAGCUGAAACAGAAGAUUAUGGAGGAACAGAAUAAGAAGAGGAAAGAAAUGCUGGCAAAGGCUUUGGCUGACAGCCAGCCAAAUCGGACAGAGACCAAACAAACGGCAGAAGAAGUAGUAAGACUAGAAAAAAUAAAGAAGGAACUGCAAGUGCUAGAUGGGCAGUUUUCACAGGAUGUGUCAGUGCUAAGAAAGAAGAUAGAUCAGGCGUGCCUGAGUUAUGCAGAGGCAGAAAAACACUACCUAAAAAUAGAAAAAGAGUUCCUCCAGGCGAAAAUAAAUCUACAAAAGGAAAGAGAGAAGAAAGAGUUACUGACUGAACAUCUCUGCGCUCUCAUCACCCACAACGAAACCAGGAAGGCUCAGAAACUCGAGACUUUAAUGCUAGAGCUUGCCAGUGACCGGAAAGGGUCUGUGAGUGACAGAAAGGAGUUCGCGAGUGACCGAAAGGAGUCCGCGAGUAACCGAAAGGAGUCCGUGAGUGACCUGAACCUGUCACAACAGACACCGGAGGAUGAUGACAGUGAGAUUGUGGAUGGUGUGUGUGAGAAAACUGGGAAGAUGGUAGAACUUUGAGACAACGAAUUUUAAAAGUUAAGUCCACAUUUAUGUAGUGAGCGCCUGAGAUAAGAGAUAGUUUUUAGGUUAUUUUAUAAGUACAAGUAUUUAUUGCAUUUAAAUUUAAUUAGCAUUACUCAAUGUGGUGCCUUAAUACAAAUUAAAAACGAAUUGGUCAGUGUCCAUUAAAAUAUUCACUUUAAGUGAUAAUUUAAAUUUAUUAUUAAUUAGAUUAGAAUUACUAAUUGUCUAAACAUGACAAUUGUACUAAUGUACCUAAAAGCAAUACAUAUGCAUAUUUUAAUAUGAUGACUAGAAUUUAAUAGUUUAUUUUUGUAUGUCUUUGUUAAAAAUAACCAAUAAGGUAUUAAAAUAAAACAUCAAUACUCAAA
Cydia fagiglandana is the source of this 1604-nucleotide messenger RNA. It is a transcript of the gene Gorab, whose product is annotated as RAB6-interacting golgin. Bases 169 to 1230 code for a protein of 353 amino acids. Gene Ontology annotation, biological process: non-motile cilium assembly. The transcript is spliced from 5 exons. Lineage: Eukaryota; Metazoa; Arthropoda; Insecta; Lepidoptera; Tortricidae. The record is from RefSeq and is a predicted model, not a curated record.